AUGGCCUCCUCGCCUUCACCAAGCCGGUCUAAUAGGCCUAGCCUAGGGAAGAAUUCCUUGGGGAGAAGUAAUAGCUACCUAGAUGACCAUCUCGAAUAUAGGUCACAUCAAAGCGGCCCAACGACAAGCAUUGAUGGCAUCCUCGAUCAACAGCCUCCACGAAGUCCCCGUAACACUAUAUCUAGUGCCUCACUGGCAUCUAGAAGAUCUGUCAGCGCAAUCGCGCCUUCGCCGAUAGUGUCUCAAGAGAGUGGAACUGUUCAUACAAUGUCGCAUACCAAUUGCAUACCUCAAUUGGGCGAUCCUCGUCGGAUUGUAGCUACUAUUUUCUAUAACUCAAAGUCUCCGCGACACCCACACAUCCAUCCCGACCAGUCGCCUCCCGCAAACCCUAGGGAUCCUCUGCCCGCGCCAGAAAUUGCCGAGGGUUCUGCUCCGACUACAAGCAUAUCUGAAUAUCCGCUUGAACCGCCUGCUCCUGAACCCGAGCCCCUCGAUCAUCUUUACGGCGCGUACGUCUCACAACUAUGCUUGACACAUUUUUUGGCUACUCUAGACUCCCUUCUCAUUCACAACAAGCCAGAGGAACGAAGGCUGACAUCUUCGCACCGGUGCCUGUCGCCUGACCCAGCAAAGCCCCGAGUUGUCGAGGUCACCUUCAGCCCACCUCCAAACCCAGAAUACCUCCCGUUCGAUCUGAUAACGAAACACGAGUCCAUCUAUAAGUUCGAACGAGAAUGGAAUUGCGAAGUCAUUCUCCAACCAUCGACGGUGUUUCGCUGCCACAAGCGCCUUUGCGUUUUUGACAUGGACUCUACUCUGAUCCAGCAAGAGGUCAUCGACGAGAUUGCGGCUUUCAUUGGUGUCAAGAAGGCCGUCGCUGCCAUCACCGAACGCGCAAUGAAUGGUGAACUCGACUUUUCUGCCUCUCUCAAAGCCCGUGUUGCCCUCCUAAAAGGUGUACCCGCGGACGUUUUCGAACAUCUAAAGCCAAAGAUUGUCAUCACGCCAGGCGCCAGGGAACUUUGCAAGUGUCUUAAGCGGCUCGGAUUCACGCUCGCGGUGCUUAGUGGUGGCUUCCAGCCACUCGCAGACUGGCUCGCCCACGAACUCGGUCUAGACCACGCCUUUGCCAAUCACCUUGUCGUAGACCCGGAGAGUAAGACGCUUACAGGCGAGCUCAACCCAGACUACCCGAUCGUCGACGCGCAGCACAAGCGCAAUCUACUGAUCAGCCUGGCGGGCACCAAGGACAUUCCGCUCGCGCAGACCAUGGCCGUCGGAGACGGAGCUAAUGACAUCCCCAUGCUGAAGACGGCGGGGUUGGGUGUUGCGUGGAAUGCGAAGAGUAAAGUCCAAAUGGAGGCGCCGGCGCGCUUGAACAUCGGAAAGAGCAUGCUUGACCUGGUCCAUCUCCUAGGCCUGACCGAGCAGGAAGUGCAGGAAUUACUGAACGCUUCUUGA
This is a messenger RNA of Exophiala spinifera, 1464 nucleotides long. Its product is annotated as phosphoserine phosphatase SerB. Bases 1 to 1464 code for a protein of 487 amino acids. The record is from RefSeq and is a predicted model, not a curated record. Gene Ontology annotation, cellular component: cytoplasm. Gene Ontology annotation, biological process: dephosphorylation; L-serine biosynthetic process. The transcript has a single exon. Gene Ontology annotation, molecular function: magnesium ion binding; L-phosphoserine phosphatase activity. Lineage: Eukaryota; Fungi; Ascomycota; Eurotiomycetes; Chaetothyriales; Herpotrichiellaceae.